Messenger RNA from Anisakis simplex (herring worm), 342 nucleotides. Lineage: Eukaryota; Metazoa; Nematoda; Chromadorea; Rhabditida; Anisakidae. The record is from the annotation of a GenBank genome assembly.
AUGGAAGAUGUAAUGCCAAAUCUGAAAGCGUAUCUUCCGAAAUGGUCAACAUCGAAUCAAGUCAACAUAAUCGGUGUUCUGAAUUGUCAACAUACAGAAAUCUCUGAAAGUGUUAUCGCUGAGUGUAGAGCGUUCAACGCAAUGCGAAAAUUGAUAUAUGUAACGUCAGAAGCGUCCAAGUCAUUUGCAAAUCUGUUGGCGUUAUGUGCGUCGUCCACUCCGAGUAAUAGCAAUCGCAGUGAAGCGUUUCAACUAACAUCAAUCACACCAGUCGAUUCACAUCCUCAUACCGAUUGUUUUGAGUGGAUUAUUGAAUUGAAUCGUAAUGGUUGUACUGCUUAA